This is a messenger RNA of Micropterus salmoides (largemouth bass), 3546 nucleotides long. RefSeq lists its product as uncharacterized. Gene Ontology annotation, biological process: protein deubiquitination. Gene Ontology annotation, molecular function: cysteine-type endopeptidase activity; cysteine-type deubiquitinase activity. The record is from RefSeq and is a predicted model, not a curated record. Bases 162 to 2912 code for a protein of 916 amino acids. Lineage: Eukaryota; Metazoa; Chordata; Actinopteri; Centrarchiformes; Centrarchidae. Gene Ontology annotation, cellular component: nucleus; cytosol. The transcript has 12 exons.
CCAGCAGGUAAGUGAAAGAGAAAGUGUGCCCUUGGCUGAGAGGAAGAGAGAUCUGUUCGUGUUCGUCGACAAUAUGAGAGAAGCAUUUGUUUUUCUGUGAAUCUUAUAACUGAAGACAGCAGCGUAGAAGUGGACUAAUAAACAGCAAAUAGGAAUAAAAAAUGAGUUUUUUCUGGGAAAAUGGUCUACAGAUAUUCUACAAAAGGUCUAUUCCCCCUCCAGCAGCAAAGUACCACGGUUUGAUAAACCAAGGAGCAACAUGUUACCUGAACAGUGUGCUGCAGGUGCUGUUCAUGACCAAAGACUUCAGAGAAGCUGUGGAAAGGCACACCAAUGAAACUCCUGGCCCUAUUGAUCAUCAUCUUAAACAAUUGUUUAAAGACUUAAUAGGACAUAAAGCAUACACCAAUAAUAUCACAAAGACACUGGGCAUCGACAGAGUGUAUGAACAGCGUGAUGCUGCUGAGUACAUUGAGAAGAUUUUAAGACUGACCAGUCCUGAGGCGUCGCAGAUCUUCCACGGACUGCUGACAUACAAGAACAUUUGUUCUCAAUGUCAUACAGAGAACGACAACGAUGAGAGAUUUUGGCAUCUUCCUCUUGCAUUAAUGGAUUCCUGCGGUAAAGAAGACUACAGUGUGGUGAAUGGCAUUGAGGCGUAUUUCAGACCUUCUGUUUUCAGCGGAGAAAACCAGAUGUACUGUGAAGAGUGUGACGCCAAAUCUGAUGCUACUAAUAAAUGUGUCAUAAAGCAUCAUCCAGAGGUUUUGAUACUGCUGUUGAAGAGGUUUGAGUUUGACUACAGUCACAUGACUUAUGUCAAAAUCUACUGCACUGUGGAUGUUCCCCACACUCUACAGAUACCAGAGAAUCAGACGUAUGAACUGUAUGCAGUUGUGGAUCAUUUAGGAGAUCUUAGAAGUGGACAUUACACGGCAACAAUCAAGGAUGAUGAGAGCUGGUAUCGAUUCAAUGAUGACAAGGUCACUUUGCUUGAUUACCAGCCGUGCCAGGUGGAUAACUCUGAGAAAUUCAGGGAUGCUUAUCUUCUCUUCUACAGGAAAACUAAUGUGCAUGCUGCAGAUACUGAAGACAUCGGGGAGGUGUCCACUCCUGGAGGCUUCCCGCCUGCUACCAGUGAUAUCAAUGAGCAACGCCAAGAAGCUGGAAAGAUUAGAGAGAGAGAGGAGGUUGAGGGGGCAAGUGUCGAGGAUCAGGAAAAUGAAGGAUUUGUCGAUGUUAGACAGGACAUUAGUGAAGAUCUGCGGGGUACACAGAGAACCAAGAGCACAAAUAAAAAACAUGAGCAACAGGGAAAGGAGAAGAUGGAUGUUAAGAGAGACAAGGAACAAAAUAGAGGAGAUGAUAACGGUCAGGAUGUAGAGGAUCAGAACAAUGAAGGAUUAGACGAGAUUAGACAGAACCAGUCAGAACAGAAAAUCACUGAUACACAUUCAGGACAUAAAGAUGUUUGUGUGGAGAAACAAGCCAAAGAGCAGGACGAUGAACACAUUCAAAACAGAGCAGACUCUUCUGUUAGACAAGCAGGAUCGUCAGGAAGCAGAAGCCUGAAAGAGAAUCAGGAAGUUAGUAGUGUUGAAAAGACGAGACAUGGUGAUCCUCAACCAAGAGGAGUGGGGCGAUCACCUGAGCCCUCCUUUAAUGUAGAGGAUCAGGACAAACAAGUUUAUGCCAGGAACAGCAAACCAAUCAACCAUCUGGAGUGUAAUGAGGAAAGAAAUGACUUGUGUUAUCUUCAAGAUGCUCAGGCUGUAAAACAGAGAGAUGAGGGGAAAAUAAUGGCGGAUGAUGAGGAGGACAUGGGAGGAAAUGCAGAGGCAGGAAAGAGAGGACCCUUAUCUAGAGAAACUCAACUUGAAGAAAGUGUCGAGGAUCGAGACACUGACAGUGGAAGACCAGAUGAUGUUAGACAGAGGAGACCAGAUAUUAAUCAUGAUUACAAGGAUGGAAAGACUGGAAAUGAUGAACAGUCAGAGAAGAAGAGAAGCACAAAUAAAAAACAUGAGCAACAGGGAAAGGAGAAGAUGGAUGUUAAGAGAGACAAGGAACAAAAUAGAGGAGAUGAUAACGGUCAGGAUGUAGAGGAUCAGAACAAUGAAGGAUUAGACGAGAUUAGACAGAACCAGUCAGAACAGAAAAUCACUGAUACACAUUCAGGACAUAAAGAUGUUUGUGUGGAGAAACAAGCCAAAGAGCAGGACGAUGAACACAUUCAAAACAGAGCAGACUCUUCUGUUAGACAAGCAGGAUCGUCAGGAAGCAGAAGCCUGACAGAGAAUCAGGAAGUUAGUAGUGUUGAAAAGACGAGACAUGGUGAUCCUCAACCAAGAGGAGUGGGGCGAUCACCUGAGCCCUCCUUUAAUGUAGAGGAUCAGAACAAACAAGUUUAUGCCAGGAACAGCAAACCAAUCAACCAUCUGGGGAAAAUAAUGACGGAUUUAAAUCCAAGAACUGGAUUUAAUGAAAAUACAAUCAAAGGAAGACGUAAUCCAGAGCAGUCAAGACCAGGAGGAAAUGUUAAAAGAAAAUCAGAUCCAAAAAUAAAUGCAGAGGUCACUUUGUCAGAAAGUGUUUGUAAUAUGAAACGUAGUGAGGAAACUUCACAAGAGCCACAGAAACAUCAAACCAAAAGUUUCACUGGAAACACACAAGAGGAGAUUGAGACACACAGUACUGUUGAUCCAAACGCCAGAACAAAGCGAAAAGUCUCCGACACACAAGAGCAGGAUGCUGAAAUAAAACAUGAAAAGAAAAAAAGAAAAUGGUGGCAUUUGCCUGCCUUAAAGAAGAAACAGAGAAAGGAAAAAAACAAACACAAAAAACCUGUUGGGUGUUUUUCUUUUUCUUGUAAAAGCAAGAACAAUGCAGACCCGACUUCAGAGUCGGAUUAAGACAAAAUACAGACUUUCUCCAGAUUAAAUAAGAAUGUUAUUUUACAAAGCUGCUUUUUAUUGUGGUGAUCCUCAAGAUUGUACUUUAAUUAAUUUUUAAUGGAUGCUUAAUGAUACCUAGCAACAUUCAACUGUACUUGCCAGAAAUCUGUUCUGCAGUUUAUGUCCAGUCUAUUUAACAAAUCAAGGAGAUUUGAGUGAGGGUGAUGAGAGUGGGGGUUGUUUUAGAUUCAAGUCUUGAUUUAUUGCAUCAGUCUGUAAAAGAAAGUAAGACAAUCAAAAUUUAAUUGAUUGAAAUCAUUAUUCAGAGACUGAAUGAUCAUUCAUUUUUUUUUUCUUUUGUUGCUUCUUAUUUUCUUGGAAUUUACAAUAAAGUGUGUAAAUUUAUUUAAUUUAAUUUAAAGUUUUUAUUAAUUGUUGAAAGAUUUGUAAAAAAAGAUGGCAUCAAUGUAACAUCUAAUAUUAAUUUAGACAAGAAAUUGUGCAAGGAAAUAAUUCAAUUUAAAUUAAUGUUGCUUAUUUAUGUUUAUCACUUUGAAACAAAAUAUUGUUUUGUCAUGUAACUUUAUGACAUUUGCACAAUUCUGAUGGUGACUUAAAAUAUAUAUAAAUAAAUACAAAAAAAUUACAUAAA